GUUUGCCGCUCGCCAAGAACAGGAAAGAAGAGGCUGAUUCUUCCGCUCACUUUCAGAUGGGAACGACACGAAGCUGAACUUAGCUAAUCCGGUUUUCUCCGCUUUUCUUGAGUUUUGGUCGAAAAUCUGUGGUUGUCAAUUGUGUAAGUUCUGUCGUCGGUUAGGCAGUUAUCUUGUGGUGUUCGUUAUAAAGACCACAGUCUCAUCGCUGGAGCAAGAGGCCUAGCUGGCUACAUCGCUAAUGCUACCUAUGCUCGACAUUUUGCUGGGCUUUGUUUGGACAGUGAAUACAGUGUUCGCCACCGAAUUGCGUGAGAAAAUUAAAAAUUGUUUAGACGGUUACGGUAGUCUCAAAUUGUAUGUUAUUUGUCAUUAUAGUUGCGGUUGGGUGGUGACGUAUCGGUGAUAUUAAUGGCGACAAGUUGGCGAAGUGUGUGGAGUAUGGUGUAUUUGGUUAGCUAAGCUGGAGUGAUACUGUUCUUCAGUGAAUUUUGUCAAGCCCGAUGGAUUUAACAACGUGGAUGGACAACCUGGGCGCCUUAGUAAAGUGUCACUCGCUUAUCGGGUAUUGCUUGAUUUUCCAAGUGACAAGUGUCGUGUGCUGUUGUUUGUGCCUAAGCAUGGCAGUCGUCAUCCGUUUACAGGGACUGAGAGUCACAGCAGGUUCUCAGGAUAUUCGCAAGUUCUUCACUGGCCUCAAAAUUCCAGAUGGAGGGGUGCAUAUAAUUGGUGGUGAGCGAGAGGAAGCUUUCAUUAUCUUUGCUUCAGAUGAAGAUGCAAGAAGAGCCAUGACACGAUCAGGAGGUUGCAUUAAGGAUUCACCUGUAACAUUACUACUCAGUAGUAAAACAGAGAUGCAAACCAUGCUUGAAAGAAGUACAAAAAGUGUCGAGUUGGAUCAACGGAGGCGAUUUGAGGAGAAUUCAAGACAUGCUAGAAGAUCUGUGGACCCUGAGGUGGACAGAAGGUCAGGUAGCAGAUUGGGUCAUACUCCUCCCCCCCAACAUCACAGGGCUUCAUGCAGAAAUGAUGACUUCUUGUGUGUGUUUCUCAAAGGAAUGCCUUUCUCUGUGACUGAAAAGGAGGUACGUGAUUUUUUCAGUGGUUUACUUGUUGAUGAAGUAAUCUUAUUGAAAAAUGGACGUGGCGCAAACAAUGGGACAGGUCUUGUCAAAUUUGCAACAAGAGAGGAUGCAAAUGAAGGCCUGAAGAGGGAUAGGAGAUACAUUGGGUCAAGGUAUGUUGAGGUCUCCAUGACAACAGUUGACGAUUGGCGUCGGGCUGCUGGUAGAGAACCAAUGGUUGUCAACAGGGUCAACAACUUUGAAAGGGAUAGAUCACCUAUUCGUAAUCAGAGGAAUCCACAACAUCAUGUGAGGUCACAAUCACCUUUGACCCUGAGGCCCAUUGCUCCUUCUGAUGAAGAGUACUGUGUUUUGUUGGACAAUCUAUCCUAUGCAGCUGAAAAACAAGACAUAAAAAAGCUGUUUCAUAACACAAAGCUUGAGGAUGACCAGAUCCUGUACUUGAUGGGCAGUGAUGGGAGAAGAACUAGAUCUGCAUUUGUGCUUUUCAAGAAUCAGCGUGACUACUGUGAUGCCUUAACUCAUGAAGAAAGACCAUUUUUCAAUCGAUUGGUUUAUACUCGUCCAAUCUCAAGAGAGAGCAUGCUCACUCUUCUGGAGUCUCAGUGCGUGGAUGACCCACCUGCUGGAAACUCUGAACGGCUUCAGGAGAGGUCUCCAUCUUACUCCAGUGAUCCUUAUGACUCAGAGAAAGUGUGUCUCUUUGUGCGGAACCUGCCAUUUGAUGUACGGAAAGUUGAGAUCAUGGACUUCUUCCAUGGGUUUAAUAUCACAGAGGACAAGGUUUUCUUGCUGCUCGACCAUAAAGGUGCUGGAGUGGGGAAGGCUUUGGUUCUCUUCCGGUCUGAGGCAGAGGCUAUGAAGGCACUCUCUCUCAACGGACGACGGUUUCUUGGGUCAGAAGUCAUACUGAAAUGCAUUUCAUGUUCUCAGAUGCAGCAGUUGGGUGUUGAGCCACCAAUAGUGCAAGAGCCGGUUGAGCAAGAGCCACUGCCAAAAGGGGAGUGGUAUUCAGGCAGGAGCAGUGAGGCAUCCUAUCGCCCUGGUGACACUGAGUAUCCUGACUUUAGGCUGCCUCAUGAUGGUAAUAUACCAAUGACUAAUGUACAGGCUCAAGGCCAUGGUCGCUGUGAUUAUGAACCUUAUGCAGUGGGCCCUUGUGCUCCACAUGACAGGGGUAAUGGUGUUCGUGGUGACUUUGGCCCCUCAUCGCAGCAUUUUGACGGUCCCACCUGUGUGAAGUUGGUCAACUUACCAUUUCAAAUCAGAAGUGAAGAAAUUUAUGAUUUUUGCUAUGGAUAUCGCAUUAUACCUGGAUCUGUCUCACAGCAGUAUGACCAGAGUGGAAAACCUAAAGGCUCUGCAACAGUGGUAUUUGAGUCCCGUCAAGAGGCCUUAACAGCAGUAAACGAACUGAGUGGAAGACCAAUAGGUCCAAGAAAAAUAAAGCUACUAUUUGUCUGAAAGUGACAUUGUUUUUCCUGACAGUAACAUGCCUUAGCAGGGUGUUUUAGACAUAUACACAAUGUUGAUUUAAACAAAGUUGAUUUGAGGGAAGCAGUUGCCUUUUCUUCCUCUUUUUGAUUAAUGUGGGUUCAUUGAACACAUUGAAUUUAGUUGUUUUGUUUUUUUUCCCAGAUCAGGCGGUAUAGUCAGUUGAUUAAAUAUGAGCUUUGUUAUACAGUGCUCAACUUUAAGUGAAAAUGUUUUUUUUGAUUGAAAUAUUUUGUUAAAUUUAUCUUACAAUAGUGUUGAAAAACAUGCAGAUUUCAUUGUACUAUUUGUGGUUAUUGUACAAAGUGUAUUUUUUAUGAAAACAUAUCUUAUUGUCACUUUUGUUUUACAGAUCUGUCACUUACACUGAAAUUAUGUUUUGCUUGCUUACAUAAAAGUGUAGGUUAAUCACCAAUUAAAAGAAAUCUGUUUAAGUUCGGUGAGAUACCCUGAAAUUGUUUUCUGUGUUCAUGAUUGAGUAUUAGAUUGGGAUAUGCAGUAUUUGCCUUUUAUAAAAAUCCAUCAGUCUAAGAGUGAAACCUUUGAAUAAUAAUGAUGAAGGAUAAUAAUAAUAAUAAUGAAGAAUCUUUAAUGUGCAUUUUAAAUAUUGCCUUUUCUUUUGGAACAAACAAACUAACGUCAGCAACAGGUGGAGCAUCCUCUUGAUUACUGAUGAGAGAUAAACAGUGAAAGCUGCGGUGAUGCCAGAACAUACAUUAUGCCUCUUCUUUGGGUGUAGAGCAGAGAUUGAAAAAGAAGUCAUAAACAAAAUUUAACAUGAAAAUUUCCAGUAUUUUAGUUAAUGGUGUGCCAUUUUAAUUUCACUUUUGAAUAUUUUAGCAGCACCUGAAAGAUUUUAGUGCUUGGAUUUAAAUAGAAAAGUUGCAGAAUUCAACUGCGGGACCUCAGUGCUGUUGUAGAGCUAUAUGUAUCAUUAUAAUCAUUUUCAUGAAUUCUUGCUGGUUAUUGUAAAGGAAAAUUUUCUGUUCAGAAUAAAGGGAAUCAAAUGAG
Messenger RNA from Lates calcarifer (barramundi perch), 3590 nucleotides. RefSeq names its product RNA binding motif protein 12Bb (gene rbm12bb). The transcript is spliced from 2 exons. The coding region runs from base 504 to 2549 and encodes 681 amino acids. The record is from RefSeq and is a predicted model, not a curated record. Gene Ontology annotation, molecular function: RNA binding. Gene Ontology annotation, biological process: regulation of RNA splicing. Gene Ontology annotation, cellular component: nucleoplasm; ribonucleoprotein complex. Lineage: Eukaryota; Metazoa; Chordata; Actinopteri; Centropomidae.